AGGCUGAGACCAAUCCAGAAGCCUCCAGCGCUCACAACGCAAGCUCCCUGCUCCCUGCCGACAUGAAGGUCUCCGCCACGCUUCUGUGCCUGCUGCUCACGGCCGCCGCCUUCGGCAUCCAGGUGCUUGCCCAGCCAGAAUGUUUUUCAGGUUCAGUUUCCAUCCCCAUUACCUGCUGCUUCAGUGUGGUCAAAAGGAAGGUCCCCGUGCAGAAACUGGAGAGCUACACGAGGGUCACCAACAGCCAGUGUCCCCAGGAAGCUGUGAUCUUCAAGACCAAAGCUUCCAGGGAGAUCUGUGCUGACCCCCAGCUGAAAUGGGUCCAGGAUAACAUGAAGCACCUGGACCAAAAGUCCUCAACCCAGAAGCCUUGAACCUUUGCACCUGGACCGAGAGACAGAGCCUGAAGAAAAUCUUAUUUAUUUUCCCCCAACCCUCCCCAAGGGCAGAGCAAUCUUAUUUUAUUACAAUGUACAACAAGAGGCAUUUUGUAUAAUAAUUUAAAGCACAUUUCUCAAGUAAUAUUUAAUAAAUCCUGCCGAACAUAAAGCACAG
Neogale vison (American mink) is the source of this 555-nucleotide messenger RNA. RefSeq names its product C-C motif chemokine 8-like. Gene Ontology annotation, cellular component: extracellular region. Lineage: Eukaryota; Metazoa; Chordata; Mammalia; Carnivora; Mustelidae. The record is from RefSeq and is a predicted model, not a curated record. The transcript is spliced from 3 exons. Bases 63 to 374 code for a protein of 103 amino acids. Gene Ontology annotation, molecular function: CCR chemokine receptor binding; chemokine activity. Gene Ontology annotation, biological process: cellular response to tumor necrosis factor; immune response; neutrophil chemotaxis.